GCCCCCCGCCGUUUCUUUCUCUCAGCCCUUCCGCCAUUGGUCUGGUCCAUCGUUGCCCCGUUGCGCGCCAUGUCCUACACGAGUCAGCAACCGCCGACGGUGCACGUCAAGAAUGCCGACAUGUCGGACGAAUUCCGUGCGGCCGCCUGUGAGGUGGCCAUCGAGGCGAUAACCUCCUUCAAGCUUGAGCGCGAAAUCGCUGCCCACAUCAAGAAGACCUUCGACCAGCGUUACGGCAAGACCUGGCACUGCAUCGUCGGCAAGAGCUUCGGUUCCUAUGUGUCGCACGACUCGAGGCACUUCAUCUUCAUGCAGAUCGACCGGCAGAACAUCCUUCUCUUCAAGUCCGGUUGAUUGGCUGACAGGCUGACUGGUUGACUUCUCCCCUGCUUCACAAUUCCUUUGAUGGCCCUCUCUCUCUCUCUCUCUCUC
Messenger RNA from Fonticula alba, 432 nucleotides. RefSeq names its product dynein light chain LC8-type. The coding region runs from base 70 to 354 and encodes 94 amino acids. The transcript is spliced from 3 exons. Gene Ontology annotation, molecular function: dynein intermediate chain binding; dynein light intermediate chain binding. Gene Ontology annotation, cellular component: dynein complex. The record is from RefSeq and is a predicted model, not a curated record. Gene Ontology annotation, biological process: microtubule-based process. Lineage: Eukaryota; Rotosphaerida; Fonticulaceae.